GCAAGUGCGAGUGGCGGAGUGGCGUUGGGAGACGCUGUUCAGCUGUCAGCCCUGGCAUGAUCUCAUCAUCACCGUGUUCCUCCGAAAUUCCUCAUCACAAUCGUAUGUGUGACAUUUGCAUAAUUACGGUGGACAAGACUGAAGAGAAAAAAACCACCAAUGUGCAUCCUUAGAAUCCCCAGCCAAGAUUUGGUUGUAUUCCGACAACGUGUCUACUGUCAUGUGUAAUCGUGAGUGAGUAUAGAGACAUGAAAUGAUUGAAACGCAUUGAAAAAAAUAAUGAGAAAUAAAAAGAAAUAUAUGACGCAGUCAGUGCUUCUGCUCAAAACAUGAACCUUGUCAUUUAUUUUCGUCUCUAAUAAUUAUUCUCCAUAACGUCCGGUCAAAUUAACGCGAGUUCGCCCUCGUGAAUUAAAAUGCAUAGUCCGAAAAACUUACUGACAUCGAUUUAUUCGCGUUAACACGCGUUGUGGAACACGUAAUUGAACUAUUACGUAGAAAGUUGUCAAUCAAUCGUACAAUAUAGGAAAGAUCGAAAGGAAAUUUGUGGUGACUCAGGAACAUUAAACCGACCGAGAGAUCAUUAUCAAUGGUGAAGAAGAAGAGGAAGAGGAAGAAGAAGAAGUUAGUCCGCACUGGUGGAGAUGACGCGAUACUCCAUCAGGCUGUGAGAUCGAGGAAGUGCGGGAAACGCCUUCUACGCACUCAAGCGCUGAGAAUGCUAUCGGAAAAGCGUGCCGAGGAUGAAAUAGAGGGUGAAGUGGGUGGGGGUGGAGCUGUGACACCCGGAUACUCUAAUGGUGAGGGUUCAAAAGAGUUUUUAUCCACUGGACGAACUGGCAGACGGAAUGCAAUGCCGGACAUCCUUGGUCAACACGCUGAGACCGGAACGGCGGAUUUACCUACACGUCUUGAACGUUUAACAACAGAAUCUCAACAUGAUCAACCCGGCACGAGUGGGAUGAUCCAACCCGCCUCGCCAUCCCAACAACAAACAGGUUGAGCCAAUCCUCAAAAUACCUCUAAAUUUCAUGACAAAUAUUGUAAGUCUGUCUCUAGGAUCCCCAGGAUCCCCCUGAGUUGCAGACACUUUGACAGCUUCGUAUUAUUACGAUAAAAUACUUAAUUUCUCCCGACAGUUCUACAUCUCUAUAAAUAAAUAAAUAAAUAAAUAAAUAAAUGAAUAAAUAAGCGAGAGAAACAUUAACGAUACCUAACAUUGAAAAAUCGUGUGAUAUUGUACCAAGCGUUACAACUGUUGUAUUUUCUCAAGAAUUUCACGCCGAUGAAGUUAGUCAAUAAGAUCAUAAACCCGAUUUAUUUAUUUAUUUAUUUAUUUAUCAAUUAAUUACCGCCUCUGAACAAAGCCCUAGUAUUAUCACAAUAAUCUCAUUACUCUGAGUUGUAAAUUUCGAUGGAUAUCUUGGAAACUGUGUUGACGACACGUGGCCUACAUUAAAUAACGAUUCCAGAAUCGCACAAUUAAAUGAAAGAAAAAUAUUUUUUUUUCCGUUAAUCGAUUUUGAAAAAACCCUAUAAAAUGCUCUUUUUUUUUUAUCACCCAGCGAGAAAAUUUCCUUGGCCAUUUGAAUGGUACUUAUAGGCGAAGGACCCGUAGCAACGAGUGUUACUAUUUUUACGUUCGGAAUCGAUCGAUUGUACAAUGUCGACAGUAGGACGCGUAUUCACAUUGUAUUCCAUAAAAUGCCAACGCCUGUAUAAUAGGAUGUCACACAAGGCGUCUUCUCCCUUAAUUGAAAAUACACCUCUGUUGAAUUUAUUCAAAGGAAUAGGUAUCCAGGCAUUGCUACGGCCUCGUUUUCAUACAGUUGUCAAAUGUAUUUUUAAUCGAUAAAUUUUUAUGAAAAGCUGUUGCAUUUGCUAUGCUGAAUAAGUGAAGAGUAUUGAAAUAAUUUUAAAACUAAUUUAAUAUAAAUAAACUGAACCGAUGUUAUAAGAAAGUGUGGGAAUAUAUAAAAACACUCAAUAAAAAACUCCUGGGCAUUUUAUCGGUUGAUUUAUCAUUUCUAUUGGAAAUUCAGUAGCGCUUCCAGGUGGGUUUUAUUGAAAUAUUCAUGGAAAAUAUGUGAUUAAAAAAAAGUCAAUAGAUUUUUACAAUCUAUUUUGCUGGUAUUUUUUAGACGAAAAAAUCAUACAAUGAGAAAAAAAUCAUUCAUUUAUUUUUUCCAUCAAAUAUUAUUCUCAGAAUAUUGCAAUAUAAACCGUGCGGAAAAUCUACUGGAUUUUUUCACAUAAAUCAACGAGAAAUGCGUAGAAUUUCACUAAAUUUCCCUGGUGAGUACGUGCUUUUUGUUUUUUUUUUCCUUUCUUCAUCUGGAUUCUAGUCAAUUUUGGGCAGUUGAUAUUAUUUCUAUUUCAGGGCAUGUGUUUUCAAGACAAGUUUAUGAGUGAAUUGAGACAUUUAUUUUAGUACCGAUUGAUAUUUAUAAUUAUACGUAAGAAUGGUGCCACAUUGAAUGACACGUUUCCACUAAUUUUUUAUAAAUAAAAGGCGUAAGUUGACAGAAAGUUUGUGUAUGAAAUAAGAAAUUUGGAAAGUUUGUAAUGAUUGUAUUGGAUAAAUAAAAGGUUGUUUUUUUAUAUUAAA
Diachasma alloeum is the source of this 2608-nucleotide messenger RNA. RefSeq lists its product as uncharacterized. Bases 590 to 1003 code for a protein of 137 amino acids. The record is from RefSeq and is a predicted model, not a curated record. Gene Ontology annotation, molecular function: cAMP-dependent protein kinase inhibitor activity. Gene Ontology annotation, cellular component: cytoplasm; nucleus. Gene Ontology annotation, biological process: negative regulation of cAMP-dependent protein kinase activity. NCBI's taxonomy places the organism in Eukaryota, Metazoa, Arthropoda, Insecta, Hymenoptera, Braconidae. The transcript is spliced from 4 exons.